AUGGCUUCCAAGACUCUUAUUCUCAUCUGCCUGAUGGCCUUAAUUGGACAGCUGUGGGCUAUUCCAGUACCAGACGAUGAAAAUGAUGAUGGUAAGUCUUUAUUUUAUGAAUCUAUCUUGUAGCUAGUUAAUUGGGACGAGUUGUUUGUGGUGCUGAUAGCGUAUUUCAGUGCUUCCCAAAUUAACAGGGUAUUUAUAUGACCGUUAGAUGACUACUUUAUGACUAACGAGACAUAAAGACUUAACGAGUAUAAUCUUUUUUAAGUUUCCAGAAAUGAAGAUUGUCUAUUUUUACACACGUAAAAAGUUUCAUCUCUUUGAUAGCUUUUUUAAAUAUAAAAUUUCUUACACCGUUUACGAAUCUCAGUAUUUAAUACUGCCAAAGUGCAUUUGUGUAAACGCAUUUGUUUUUAGGUUAGCAAAAAGUUUUAGAAUUAUACGAUAAAAAUUCUAGAAAUAGUUGGAUUUCCAGUGACAUACAGUGUCAAAGUUUGGUACUGUGUAACAUAAUGUGACACUUCUUACAAAUUUGCCUCGUCCUAUAAAAAACCGCAACUAGAAGGUACUGAAAGAGCGGCAUCUUUUCUCUCUGUCUUUUUUCCCCUUGAUUUUGACCAAAGCGAUGAUCAAGUUUCUCUCGUACGUGUUUUUGUAAUAUGAUGCCUUUAAUCAUUGCUAGUUAGUGAAGUCCAAUCAAUUCCCCCAACAGAAUAAUUAUAUGAAGUUAAAUUUUUAGGAAACUUGGAAAAUGGUAUUAAAAGUAAAAAGACACAAAUCAGGCUACUUGCUCCUCUCCCAAUAAUUGAACGUAAGAACAAUCUGUCUGAGGUCAGUUGUGAUCACCUCUGCUUUAAGUUCGUCCGAUCAAUUGAAAUGCCGAUCGAUUCUUGUAGUAACGAACUGAUAAGUAAAGAAAAUGGUGGACUUUAGAUACUAAAAGGUGUUUAAGGGUUAGAAGUUCUCACCUUAUCAUUUAGAUAUGCCUUUCCGAAGCUUCUUUGUCUCGAUUUUUACUUGCCCCACAAGUGGUCUAUAUAGAAGUUAAUUUUAAAAUACUAUAAUUAAUUAAUCAAUUAUACAAAAAAACUAAUAGCAAAAGAUUGAAUAACAGUACUUAGUCACAAACUGUUAUUUACGUGACAACACCAACAUUACACAUCUUCUCUGAGUUUACUUGCAACUUUGUUCAAUUUUAUCAACAGAUGAAGAAAAUGACAACGAGGGAGAAGACGGUGAUGAUGACGGAGAUGAUGAUGGCGAUGAUGAUGAUGAUCCCACUACCAUGCCGGCUAACAUGACGACUACCAUGCCGGUGAACAUAACCACCCCUGCAAAUGUCACGACUACAAUGCCGGUCAACAUGACCACCCCUGCAAAUGUCACGACUACUACAAUGCCGGUAAACAUGACCACCCCUGCAAAUGUCACGACUACUACAAUGCCGGUAAACAUGACCACCCCUGCAAAUGUCACGACUACUACAAUGCCGGUCAACAUGACCACCCCUGCAAAUGUCACGACUACUACAAUGCCGGUCAACAUGACCACCCCUGCAAAUGUCACGACUACUACAAUGCCGGUAAACAUGACCACCCCCGCAGAUGUCACAACACCAACAUCAACACCGACACCCACAGUUGCUGCUGAGGAACCUGAUGGCGGCGAUGACGAUGAUGAUGAUGAUGAUGAUGAUGAAGAUAGUGAUAGUGAUGAAGAUAGUGAUAGUGAUGAGGACGACUAA
This is a messenger RNA of Porites lobata, 1741 nucleotides long. The record is from the annotation of a GenBank genome assembly. Lineage: Eukaryota; Metazoa; Cnidaria; Anthozoa; Scleractinia; Poritidae.